Messenger RNA from Talaromyces atroroseus, 1146 nucleotides. RefSeq lists its product as hypothetical. Bases 1 to 1146 code for a protein of 381 amino acids. The transcript has a single exon. Lineage: Eukaryota; Fungi; Ascomycota; Eurotiomycetes; Eurotiales; Trichocomaceae. Gene Ontology annotation, biological process: DNA damage checkpoint signaling; DNA repair. Gene Ontology annotation, cellular component: checkpoint clamp complex. The record is from RefSeq and is a predicted model, not a curated record.
AUGGAACCUAUAUUCUCUUCCAUUUCGAACAAUGCCUAUGACCUCUACACUCUCCUACGCUGUAUCGGAUUCGCCCAGAAAGCUCGCGUUCAGAUCACUCCCGAUGGAAUCCGAUUUUCCGUAGAGGAGAGCCGAGUUAUGCAAGGACUUGUCUUUCUGGACAAAGCCCUCUUCACAACUUACACUUUCAAUUCAACUCCUACUGCCGGGGGUUCUCAAACCCGGAACGACCAUAACCCAGACGAUGAAGAGCCUGCUGCGUACCCUCAAUUUCUAAUUUCGCUUACUGCUCUCCUGGAAACGCUUCAGAUCUUCGGCAUCAGUGAUACCAAUUCUGUCCCUUCCUUCCCAAACGCCGCUAUACAAAAUACUCCUGCCGGCGCAUUCACUAACCCAGCUCUGUUACUCGGUCGGUCUUGCACACUGCAAUACUCAGAUGUCGGCAGCCCAUUUUGCAUCACGCUCUCGGAAUCUGGGGUUACGACAACUUGCGAACUCACUACCUAUGAAUCAGAUGAUCCUACAUUUGGUUCAGCCGCUGGCGAGGUCGAUAUACCACUCCAACGUGAUGCGAUAGUGAUGAAGAUCAUCAUGCGCUCCUCAUGGCUGUACAACGCUAUCAGUGAACUGGACGCCACGACUCCAACUGUUCUCACCAUCUCAGCCUCUUCAAAGAAAGCACCAUUUCUCACACUCUCUAGUUCGGGGGGACCCUUCAGCGAAUCUAGCGUUACAUUCUCAACAGAAAACGAAACUAUCGAAGGGGAUACACACUACAAAUCCAUUGGCGACAAUGGUCCGAUAGCAUCUAAGAGAGCUAAGCUCGCUCCCGCAGUUACUGAGACAUUCCAAGUAAACCCUCCCUCUACGAUGGGACCCCUUGUUAAGGAGAGCUACCGGUUUGCGCUCAUCCGUAAAGCAGCUCGGGCCAUGGCUGCUGCGACGAAAGUGAGUAUACGAGGAGAUAUCCAGGGUGUGCUGAGUCUACAAUUCAUGAUCGAGCUUGGAAGUGAUGGAAAAGCGACGAGUGAGGCUGGUGUGGCAGGAGUUGCAUAUCCAAGAAAUGUUAGCUUUGUUGAUUUCAGAUUUGUGCCUCUUGUUGGCCAGGAAGACGAGCAACAAGAAGAAGAAGGUGGCGGCAGAUGA